Molecule: messenger RNA, 4168 nt
Organism: Pseudogymnoascus destructans
Lineage: Eukaryota; Fungi; Ascomycota; Leotiomycetes; Thelebolales; Thelebolaceae
Exons: 4
Coding region: 497-4168 (1223 amino acids)
Biological process (GO): negative regulation of glycogen biosynthetic process; intracellular signal transduction; protein phosphorylation
Cellular component (GO): cytoplasm; nucleus; cytosol
Molecular function (GO): protein serine/threonine kinase activity; ATP binding
Source: RefSeq, a predicted model, not a curated record
CUCCUACUCUAGUAACUCCCAUAACUGCACCCAAACUCUUUUUUUUUGGACUUUCACCACGUAGAUCCCAUCCCCUUCCCUCCACAACAAUCCCAGUCCGAGUCGCUGAGGGCGAAAAAGAGGAAAGAAGAAGCAAAGUCCCAGCCUGGCGCUCACUUUCUCUACACUCCCUCGAUCGACGUUGACACAAACGGUGCCGCCCUCUCGCUCAACGUCCCCCCGUCGACCCCCUGCCGGCCCUGACGCGCCUCACUCUCGAUACCAAGACAGUGACGCAAUACGAGCUCAACUGCCGCCGCCGACGUUGCCCUGCACGCACGUCCUGUUCCCCCCGCCGCCGCGCUCACCUUUGCCAGGGCGCCCCUCCCCGAGGGAGCAAGCACUUCAAAGCAGCCUACACGAUUUAGCCAGCCUGCAGCACCACCGCGUCGGAAUCUGCGAUCGCCGGGCCGGUUCGCAGUCUGUUUGCUUUACGCCCCCACGCAGACCGGCAGUUAUGCUGGGGUCAAACGCGCCGAAACACGAUGGCGACGACGUAUAUCCACGAUCCCCAGAGCGAGGGAGAAGAGGCAACACCCCCGAGUACGCAGACCACGAUACGAAUACCCUCACACAUACCAAUAGUCUCAACCUACCGAAGAACCGCAGCACCAACAACCUCCUCUCCCAGGGCACUGCGAACAAGGACAAGGGCAGGAUACGCUUUUCCUUCGAUGGUGGGGCCCGCGACUACGAUACCCUUUCCAGGUCUUCCGUUAUGACAGACCAUGAGCACGGCCUAGGUGCCUCGGGCCUAAGACGAAUUCGCCAGCAACCUCCUUCCCGAAUUGCAACUAUAUCCUCUGCGAGCUCCUCUCGGGCUCCCUCGGUGGGGCCACGGACUGCACCGAUUAUCACUACGACGCACUCAGAGUCUCGAAAGAGCUCGUAUGGUGCCCUGUCGACUGCCCCAUCUUCGCCAACGAUGAACUUCACGGAAGAUCUUACGAGAUUCCCCUCGGAGUCGCUACACUCCUUCUCCUUCGCCCACCAGGCGACCGAAGAUUUUAUGCACAACCGCCAGAAUGUGCUGAAGAGGUCGAUAGAGUUUAUGACAAAAUCUAUAAGUCGACAUGGAGGAUCUCAGGUUUCGCUUGCCAGCGUGACACCGCGCACACUGGGGGACCAGGAUUCCCAGGGCGGGUUAGACUCUGAAGCAAGGGCGAAGGCUCCGAGGUCAGAUGAGGCGGGAGAGAUGAAUGGGUUUGGUUUCACGGGCGGACUGGUGUCAAGUCCCUCGCCUCAGUUAGAUAGCGACAAUGUGUUUGAAAAGAGCUAUGGUCAGCGCUCAGAGAGUCCAGAUGAGAUGGCUCCCUUGUCGCCAACACACUCGAGGAGGUCCCAGCAGGAGGUCAGCGCUGUGGCACCGUCGGACGGAUAUUCGGACGUACUUUCGAGGACGACUACCGGCGAAAGCUUUUCGACGGAUGUCUUUACCGCGCCAGCACCUGUUAGACCUGGCUACCUGCGAUCAUUCACCGACACAACUCCAUCGAGGUUACGAAGCACUGUGGUUGACGCCAUGGUCCAGCAGCCGUACCUUGCAAACGACAAAUAUGGCAAUGGAAGGAUGCUCUCGCCACCCCUACCCCAAGGCGCUUUUAAUGCCCCUCAGCAGCCGCCAUUGAUUUCACCUUAUCCCGAUGCACAGCAGCGGUCUCAUUACGGAAUUUCACCGACGUACGGAUUAAGCGAAUCUCACGUUGGCGGCGCUGUCCAUGGUCAUUCAAAUCGAUGGACGCCAGCGGCUCAAGCCAUCUUCACCACCCAGUCUCAGGCGCCAUGGACGAUUCUGGCUGCAAACGAUCUCGCCUGCCUUGUUUUUGGGGUUACGAAUGCAGAGGUCAGGAAGAUGGGCAUUAUGGAGGUGGUUAGAGAGGAGCGUAGGGCUUGGCUAGAGGAGAAGUUGGCGCAGCCGGGAUCAGAAGCAGAGCAUAAGAAUCGGCAGGCGUCUAAUGCAAACAACCAGCAGGAUAGCCCGAGGUCAACUACGUCAUUUUUGCUGGGGAGAGGUGGCAUUACGGCGGCACUACUGAACAAACCUUCAUCUAGACAGGUUAAAGAGAGCCGAAGGACUCAGACAGAUGAUGGUGCCGGAUCAUCCGUCGCUGCUGCUCGGAAGCAGGCGGGUAACAUUAGGCUCAACCACGCGAACAACAAGUCCAGAGGUGUCCUACUAUGUGGCGAUGUCGUUCCCAUCCAGAAGCGGAACGGCCACACCGGAUCUGCCAGUCUGUGGGUCAAAGAGAAGAAGGGCGGCUUGAUCUGGGUCCUAGAAGAAAUCCACGAAGACGUCGCCAUCCUCCGCGUAGACAGCGACGGAGUAGUGACCGGAGUUGAAGGCCUCUCCGUGCCAAUAUGGGGCGAAUCGCUAGCGCAGCCAGGCGUCGACAUUGGGACUCUCAUCCCCCGGAUACCCCGGCAGGGCAUCAAUCCCAGGACCGGCGCACUAGACUAUGCCGAGGUCACCAAGCAGCGGUUUUUCACAGCGCGAAACAACAAUUCCGCGAACGUUCCGGUGGCGAUUGAGAGGGUGCCUGGUGGCACGGAUCUUCGGGUCUCGAGCUUCCCACAUAUCGCGGGAAUCGUCGUGCUGUCCGCCGAUACGCUACAGAUCACUAGCGCUAACUCUGUCUUCUGCGCUGCGCUGUUUGGCCAGGAUCACCCGGAUCGCUUGCACAUCACUGACUUGAUCCCGGGCUUCGAUCGCAUCCUGAAGAUCCUCACCGAGGACGAUAAUAUCCAGCUAGUCGACGGCAGCGUGGUGCCUGAGCAGAGUUUCCGCCGCGCUCGGGCAUUUGCCGCGCUGCAAGACGGAAAAGGCGACGCGGCAGCGUAUUUCCUGCGACCUGAUGGUAUCGCAGCGAAACAUCGCGAUGGCUCAGAGAUCAAAAUUGACCUGCAGAUGCGCGUCGUGAAGAGCGAGAAGCAGACCCAGAUAGACGAGCACGUGAUCCUCGAGGAAGGGGAAGAGUAUAUCCGGCGCUCGGAAGUCGUUUACGCGGUCUGGAUCACGUACUCGCGACAUGUCCACGCGGGUCAGCAGGCAGCGUCCAGUGCGACGACGCCAAGGCUGAGCGACACCUCGUCGCCGCUGCACCAGCCGUCGCCGGGACAGACUCAGGUUUCCUCGCCUGUCGAUAUGGAUUCCUCUGAUGAACCGGUGAGGGAGACUUCGCACGCCUCAAGUCUGGCGCAGCAGCUUAAGGAGGCGGCGAGGAAGACUACGGAUAAACUCAUUAGUCGCACUUCUACCGCUUCCCCGCCUAGCACGGCUGUGGCGCCGCCCCCGCCCUCUGCGCGCCCGGUGAAGAAAACUAUCAACGACUUCGUUAUCCUGGAAGAUAUGGGACAGGGCGCGUACGGGCAGGUUAAGCUAGCGAGGAAUAAACACACCAACGCCAAAGUCGUCCUCAAAUUCGUCACCAAACGCCGCAUCCUCGUCGACACCUGGACGCGUGACCGCCGUCUCGGCACCGUCCCGCUGGAGAUCCACGUCCUCGACUACCUGCGCCGCAACGGCCUCUCCCACCCCAACAUAGUAGCGAUGCACGAUUUCUUCGAGGACGACGUGAACUACUACAUUGAGAUGCUUCCCCACGGGCUGCCGGGCAUGGAUCUGUUCGAUUACAUUGAGUUGCGGGUGAAUAUGGAGGAGGCGGAGUGUCGGGGGAUUUUUGCGCAGGUGGCGAGGGCGGUGGGGCAUCUGCAUGGGACGGCGGCGGUGGUGCAUAGGGAUAUUAAGGAUGAGAAUGUGGUGUUGGAUGGGGAGGGGACGGUGAGGUUAAUUGAUUUUGGGAGUGCGGCGUAUAUCAAAAAUGGGCCGUUUGAUGUUUUUGUGGGGACGAUUGACUACGCAGCCCCCGAAGUCCUAGCCGGCCGACCAUACGGCGGCAAAGAGCAAGACGUCUGGGCUCUCGGCAUCCUGCUGUACACCAUCAUAUACAAGGAGAACCCCUUCUACAGCAUCGACGAGAUCAUGGACCGCGAUCUGCGCGUGCCGUAUGUGAUGAGCGAGCCGAGCAUCGAUUUGAUCCGCAAGAUGCUGGAUAGAGAUGUCGCGAAGAGGGUGAAGAUUGAGCAGGUGCUGGAGCAUCCUUGGUUGGAAGAGGAGGAAGGUGGGGGGUGA